Molecule: messenger RNA, 1089 nt
Organism: Suillus plorans
Lineage: Eukaryota; Fungi; Basidiomycota; Agaricomycetes; Boletales; Suillaceae
Exons: 3
Coding region: 120-905 (261 amino acids)
Source: RefSeq, a predicted model, not a curated record
AUGGAGGUGGUUCUGGUGCAUUCAAGUUGUGCUUUCUCAAGGGAUGUCCUUCACUCUAUGAAUUCCUUCGCGCGCUGCCCAGGCAGCCAGCAUCUGUCAUAAGGCAUCCUGGUAGUACUAUGCCCCGCCCUCAGGAAUAUAAAAGGGCUCUUUUUCCCUGUGUCAACAUCAAGCCGCCGCCUUUCGCAUCUCUCUCAUUGUCGGCUUUCUCCUCUGCCCUGCUGCUGUUCCCAUUCCGUCUUUUUAUCUUGCCGCUCUGUGUUACGGGUGUCUCUAUAUUCAUUCGAGCCCUACCACUUUGCGGUACGGUCACUGUGAUGCCCUCUGUGACAGACUUGCCCGUGCACAUUACACACCUACACACCAUGCCGGUCACCACUGUUCAAAUAAUAGACGAUAUCAGGGAGCGCGUGAUCGCUCAGGAAGCGGCAAACACGGUCUUAAAACAAGAGAACAGAGACCUCAGGCGGGAACUCAAGGACUUCAAGGAGGAGUUUAAAGUGUUCCAGGAGCACCAAGAGCAGUUCACGGAGCUCAAGAAGCAGGUUGAUGAAAACCGCAACAACUUUUUGAAGUUGGAGAGGAGGACGCUGGUCAAUGCGGCCCGCGACAAGUUAGAGCGAUGGUUCACCUUAGAUCAACUGGACCCAUCCUCCUACAAAGGGACAACACGACUUGAUGCUGCUGCAAAGUUUGUCUUGAAUCACCUCCCACCAGCCGACCAAUCAAAAUUGUCGUUGGAAGCCAUCAAGACCAUCAUAGACUCAUCGGAGCAUAGCUUCCGCCGCCUGGGAAACGAAAUAGCGCACACAAAAGUGACAGAAACAGCCGUCAAAGAUGAGGUCUUAACACACAGGCAGCGUGGACGUACAAUAUCCGCCUAUGAGUACCUUACUCCUGUAUAGAUUAGUAGAGAAACCCCAUUAAUAUUGGGCUCCCAGUUGCAACAUUAAUAUUGAUCGGUGAAUAUGUUAUACAUCAUAUCAUAUACACCACGCCUAGGGGAAUCUCGUGUACGAGUUGCCCGACGGGCACAUAGCAAUCGCUAUUGGAGCCGCAGGGAUCGACAUGACUCGGACGCUGACGAAC